Messenger RNA from Neoarthrinium moseri, 1512 nucleotides. RefSeq lists its product as uncharacterized. The record is from RefSeq and is a predicted model, not a curated record. Gene Ontology annotation, molecular function: protein binding. The transcript has a single exon. Bases 1 to 1512 code for a protein of 503 amino acids. Lineage: Eukaryota; Fungi; Ascomycota; Sordariomycetes; Amphisphaeriales; Apiosporaceae.
AUGGCUGGUAUUCUCGAUCUCAGUCUCGAACUACUGCACAUGGUAGCGGAGCAUAUCCGCACCCCAAUGGAGCUAGCACGGCUAUCACGCUCCUGUAAGGGAUUGCAGGUUGCCUUCUCCUUUGACUAUUGGAUCCUCCACGACGCGCGGCAUCAUCGAACCAGCGUCUUGCCCAACCACGCGGUCGGGUUUGCCAGCGAGCAGGUGCCGCUUUUGAUCCGCGCUCUUCGGUGGUGCGUCGACGAUCAGGUCAUCAAGCGCGUGGUCGACAUAUACGCCAAAGAGUUCCCAGCCUCAUUAGAUGGACACUGGGGCCGCCUGCGCUUUAAUGUGUUCCCGCUGCACCAGGCGUGCCUGUACCAACAUACCGGGAUCGUGGAGCACAUGCUGCGCAAGGGAUGCCGGGUCGACAUCCGCGAUAUAGGCUUUGCUGCUACCCCCCACUUCGACGGACUGAGUACGUACUGCGGGGACUACUUCGAUGCCCUUUUGUUCUCCGUGGCCAUUCGCAAUUUGUCGAUGAUGCUAACACUGAUCAAGGCGGGCCACCCUGUCAGUAUGUUUCACCUCGGGCAUGCAUCGCAAAUGAGGGCGUCGCAUACCCUUGGUGUAUUGCUGCGCGCGUAUCGUAUCAACCCUGACUUUGACGCAGGCGAUUCGGACUUCGAUUACGCACUACAGUACACUAGUAUGGACGAAGACAGCGAUGGCAAUGAGAGAAUCAUCAAUCAGCUGCUGAAGGAGGCGCCAAACAUAGGAGCUGAGAGCCUUCUAAGCUAUGUAGAUUCUGCUGUCACUGGUAACUGUCCAAGAAACGCAGUCCAUUUCUUUCAUCACUUGAUACAACGUAAUGGCCCGACUUUACAAAUCUGUCAGAAAACGUUGAGCAUUGCGCUACGAAAUGGCUGUGAAUGGUUGAUACGAGCCAUUCAUCCCAGAUUUACCAAUUUCUUGAUACUUGCGAAUGCCGACGACUGCGAGACAAGGAGGGUAAGGGCCUGCGCCUGUUUGUUAAGAAUUGCACUCAUAUCCGCCAAGAAUACCGCAACAGUCAUCCAACACCUCCCAUAUCUUCUCGAAGCUGGAUGUAUACCGGGUCCCGAUCAUCUCUGUAUGGCGCUCGACAUACCGGAUCCGUCUCCUUACAUUGAUGUGCUCGUGGAGCACGGAGCCGACGUAAACGGACACUCAGCCAGGCAUGGUAUGCGGCCUCUGGCCCGUGCAAUUAAGGAUUUUAACGGCAGGGUAGUAUUCAGAUUGCUAUACCAUGGUGCCGAGUUAGAGACAUUGGGGAAAUUGAAAGUUCAGGCCUCCCUGCUCCGGUGGUACUGGUGCACGUUCGGCAACCCUUUAUGGGUGAGAAACAAAGGCGUGGCAGAUUUCGUUAAAAAGGAUGAGCAAGAGCCACCGAUGAUCGACAGAAGGACCUUUGACUGUAGCCGGACCAAUUUGUAUGAGCAGUUGCGCAACAUGUUUGACAUGCUCCUUGGCCCCAUCCACCCCUUGAGUUGA